AUGCCGCGUCUUGAGAACAUCCUCGAAGGCCUAACCAAGGCACACCAAAGGGAGCUGGGUUACCUCCCAGCCAGCGAGGACGAGCCCAAGUCUCUUAAGGCUGCGUUGAACACCCUUCAGUACGCACAUUGCCAGCGUCAGGUGGCCGCCGAAAAGUUUGGCAGGUAUCCCAACUUUGGAACACUGUCUUCAAGUACUACCGAGCCGAUUCCGCUGCACAGUCUUUGUCUCAGCGACAACGGUACCGAGAUGCUGGAGCUCCCCUGCAAUCAUGCCUUCGCGGCCAAGGCACUCAGCGACAUGCUCAGCCACGGCCAGCAUGCCACCAUUGAGUCUUGGGGUUGUCCGGUCUGCCGUCAAGGCCAGAUCAAGGCUGCACACUAUGGCGAGGUGCAGUCCAACCUGAAGGCUGUCUCUGGUGGUGCAGUCCACGACCUUCAGAAUGCGUUGUUCUGGAACGUUUGUUCUGCUGUGGAUGACGACUUCUGGGAUGGCCCAGCCACCCAAAUCGCCCCCUUCGGACAAUACUCCGAUUCCUUCCCACCCCCAUCUCGACCAUUUUGA
This is a messenger RNA of Diaporthe batatas, 564 nucleotides long. RefSeq lists its product as uncharacterized. The coding region runs from base 1 to 564 and encodes 187 amino acids. NCBI's taxonomy places the organism in Eukaryota, Fungi, Ascomycota, Sordariomycetes, Diaporthales, Diaporthaceae. The transcript has 3 exons. The record is from RefSeq and is a predicted model, not a curated record.